GCCAGUGUCUCGUCCCCUCUGCAUCGCCCACCUCCGGCCGGCCAGUCCCGCUCCUCCGGCAGGGGGAAGGGGGCAGGCUCCCGCCUCACCCCACAAAAUCCACCCCACGCUGCGGGCUGGGAGGACUCGGCGGCCGGUCUGACUCCAGCCCCUCGCCUCGCUGCGGGGGACCGGCUCUGCAAGGGGAGUGCGCCCGGCCUGGGAAGCCUAGAGCGGUGGGAGCGGAGAGGGGGUUUCCUGGGACAGGAAAGCAUUGCUGCUGGGAGCCCUGCACUGCACGGGAGAGGAAGCAAGGAUGAGGAGCUCGCGGUCCCUCCUCUCACGUCGUGCCCUUUGGCAGGCUAUGCAGGUCGUGCUGCUCUUGGUAUUGACUUCACUGUUAACUGGCAGAGUAAAAGCUGGUGGAAAAUCUUACACAGGACCAUGUGGAGGAAGAGACUGUAGUAGGGGAUGUGAAUGUUUCCCUGAAAAAGGAGGCCGUGGUCAACCAGGACUACUUGGACCUCAGGGGUUCCCUGGACCACCAGGAUUAAUGGGUAUCCCAGGUUUAGAAGGUCACAAAGGUCACAAAGGUGAAAGAGGGCGACCUGGAGUAACUGGACCAAAAGGAGAAGUGGGGCUAACAGGAGUAACUGGUUUCCCUGGUGCAGAUGGUGUUCCUGGUCAUCCUGGGCAGCCAGGAUCAAGGGGGAAACCAGGUCACGAUGGCUGCAAUGGGACCAGAGGUGAUGCUGGUGAACGAGGAAGUCAGGGGCACAGCGGUCAACCUGGUUCUUUUGGAAUCCAAGGACCAAAAGGUCAGAAGGGGGAACCUUUUGUAAUGACUCCUGAGCUAGCAAGCAAAUUCAGGGGAGAGCCUGGUGAGCGGGGAUUGUUGGGCUUUCCAGGACCUCAAGGUGCUCCUGGUGUUGUGGGUUUCAUUGGUCCAACAGGAAAUCCAGGAAAGAAAGGACCACAAGGGCUACCAGGUUUGCCAGGAGAACAAGGCAACAGGGGCCUGAGUUUUUAUGGAAAAAAAGGUGAAAAGGGUGAAAAGGGUCCAGCGGGCCGUCCUGGGCUUCCAUCGGAGCUGAUGGCAGUUCCCCCAGACACAAUCCUAGAAGAACAAUACAAGGGUGAAAAGGGAAUAAAAGGAGAAACAGGAGAACCUGGAACUCGAGGCUCACCCGCAUAUUCAGCAGAAAAAGGAGAAGAAGGAAUAAUGGGUUUUCCAGGACAAAGGGGAUUACCUGGUAUCAAUGGCAUCCCAGGAGCUGCCGGGGAAAAAGGUUUCCAAGGAUUUGAUGGCAUGCCAGGCAGCCGUGGUCCUAAAGGAAUGAAGGGAGAGCAGGGUGAGAGAGGGUUUCAAGGACCACCUGUUUAUACUCCGUUUCCCGUUCCAAGAAAAGGUGUAUCAGGUGAUCCAGGAUUGCCAGGUGUUCCUGGGCCUGCAGGAGACCGAGGGGACCAAGGAGAUCCCGGCCUUCCUGGUCUUCCUGGAUCGUCAGAUGGCUUUCCUGAUGGCUAUGAAAGAAGAGGUUUACGUGGAGAAAUGGGUGCCAAAGGUUUUAGUGGAGAACCAGGUUUUCCAGCAACUCAGCCAGGCCCACCAGGUAGUGAUGGUAAACCAGGACUUCCAGGAUUCCCUGGCCCACCUGGUCUUCCAGGAACUCCAGGCUAUCCUUUUGGACUGAAGGGACGCCAGGGGGAUCCAGGUGAGGCGGGCAGCCGAGGUUUCCCUGGGUUCCGAGGACAAAAAGGAUUGAAAGGUGAAACAGGGGACUGUAAAUGUAUUGAAAGUGAGGAAGCCAGACGGGGUCCUGCUGGUCCACCCGGUCCACCAGGUUUUCCAGGUCCAACUGGACAGCCUGGACGGAAAGGAGAUGAUGGAGAUCAAGGUCAGCAUGGUCUUCCAGGCUUCUCUGGUGCAAAAGGAUUUCCUGGUGCAGUCGGAUUUCCUGGGCCAAAAGGGGAGAAAGGAGAUCCUAGAUAUGUUACAACAAAAGGUACCAAAGGAGACCCAGGAGAUCCUGGACUAUCUGGCAUUAAAGGUGAAGAUGGGUUUCAAGGAAAAGAUGGCAUAGAUGGCUUACCAGGGUUUCCUGGCCUUCCAGGUGAUGGUGUAAGAGGUUCACCAGGUGACCCUGGUUAUCCAGGACUACAAGGUGAAAAGGGCUUUCUGGGAGAUAUUGGUCUGCCAGGUGCAGGCUUACCUGGCCCGAAAGGAUACCGUGGCCCUCCAGGUGACAUUGGAACAUAUGGAAAUCCAGGGCUUCAAGGUCCCCCAGGUCCUCCAGGUGCUCCUGCCCAAUUAGAUUGUAACCAAGUUACUGAAGAUCAAGGCAUCAAGACAGUUUGGUCAGGGGCAGAAUGCGUGAGAGCACCAAAAGGAUCCCCAGGAAAGCCGGGAUUGCCAGGAGCUAUAGGUGCAAAAGGUGCUAAAGGGAUUCCAGGUGAACCAGGUCUGGAUGGAUUCCAAGGGCUAAAAGGUUCACAAGGUGAUCCAGGUCGUGAAGGAUUACCAGGUCCUCGAGGUUUUACUGGACCCCGGGGAGAUGGAGGCCCACCAGGUCUACCAGGGCUAUCGGGGAAUCCAGGCAAUGCAGGAAAACCAGGUGCCCCAGGGCCUAUAGGACCAAAAGGAAUUGCAGGUGAAGUUUUAGGAGCAGCACCAGGCACCCCAGGAGAUUUUGGACCAUCUGGAUUCCCAGGAUUGAAAGGCCUACAAGGAGAUCACGGAGUACCAGGAAUUAGAGGAGCUGAUGGUACUCCAGGUUUUCCAGGACCCAAAGGACUGCAAGGACCCCCAGGUCCUCUUGGUUUGCCUGGCCUGCCAGGACGACCAGGAUUGCAUGGAUUCCCAGGGCUUCCAGGACAGCAAGGACCUUCCGGCAGAACUGGCUCACCAGGAUUUGUUGGUUCACUUGGUGCCAGAGGAGAUCAAGGUGACCAAGGUUUUCCUGGUCCAGUGGGCAUGAAAGGUCUGGCUGGUGACAAAGGUGAACUCGGUAACAAAGGAGUACAAGGAACACCUGGGGUGCCUGGUCUCCCGGGAAUAGACGGAAUGCCUGGCUUUCCAGGGUUAAAAGGUGCUAAAGGUUCACCUGGUAUUGGAGGUUUCAAAGGUAUGUUAGGCCAGAAAGGAAAACCAGGACUGAAAGGACUCAAAGGCGAAGUCGGCUCUUUUGGCAAUCAGGGUUUUAAAGGUCUACCUGGGGAACCAGGCCAUAAAGGUGAGCGUGGGGAACGGGGUCCAGCAGGAAAACCACCAAAGAUCAUGCCAAGCAUGCUGUUUGAGGUUAAAGGUGAGAAAGGAGAUAUAGGAGACCCUGGCCUAAAAGGAAAUUUAGGCUUUAAAGGUAGUAAAGGAAUGCCAGGCUUACCUGGCAAAUCAGGAGUUCCAGGUUUCCCUGGAUCAAAUAGUCACAUUGAAGGUGAGAAAGGAGACACUGGUAUUAAAGGAGUGACAGGUAUUCUGGGGUAUCCUGGUGCAAUUGGACCACCUGGCAUACGAGGUUUCCCUGGAACCACUGGAAUCAGGGGUGAAAAGGGUAUUGAAGGAAUCAGAGGUGACUAUGGUAGACCUGGCCCUGCUGGACAAACUGGUGAUCGAGGAGAUACUAUAAACUUACCAGGAAGCACAGGUCUGAAAGGAGAAGCUGGUGAAACUGGAUCAUUGGGUGUGAAAGGAACCAGCGGACAUAAAGGUGAAGGAGGUGAUCCUGGUUUUAUUGGCAUUGAAGGCCUAAAAGGCAUCCAAGGUUUUCCUGGUUUAAAAGGGCAAAAAGGCUUCCCAGGGCUGGUUGGACCACCAGGAUCACAGGGAGACCCAGGUAUUCCUGGAUUUCAAGGUGAAAAAGGAAGUCAUGGAUGGCCUGGUUUAGCAGGACAAGCAGGUUUACCUGGCUUCCGAGGAAUCAGUGGAUUGGAUGGUUUGCUAGGAACUAAGGGCUUGCCAGGCUCCCCAGGUCCAGAUGCAUAUGGGACUGAAGGUUUCCCAGGUAUUUAUGGUGACAAAGGGGAAGCAGGCGAACCAAACACUAUUGAAGGCCCCAGAGGAGCGCCAGGUCAGAAAGGAGAGAGAGGCAAUCCAGGGGAACGAGGCCCAAUUGGUGACCUAGGGGCUGAUGGAAUUCCAGGCUUUCCUGGAGUUUCAAACAUAUCAGGAAUACCUGGUGAUGUGGGUUCUGCAGGUCUAGAUGGAGUGCCAGGCUAUCCAGGACCCCGGGGCAGACCUGGAAUUCCAGCUCCAGUGGGAAGCAAAGGAGAAGAUGGUCAAAUAGGUGUGCUUGGAGAAGAUGGUCAAAAAGGAACUAGAGGUGACCCUGGACCACAAGGGAGACCUGGAAUUUCAGGGUACCCUGGACCAAAAGGGCAUAAAGGCGCGCAAGGUCUCAUGGGUACUCUUGGCUUAGUGGGAGCUUUUGGUGACACAGGGCCCAUUGGACCCAAGGGGGACAGAGGACCUACUGGUUUCCAAGGACCUCCAGGUUCUCCUGGGCUGCCUGCAGUCCCCCCUAAGCUGGUCACUCACCAGGGUACAGCAGGCCCUCGUGGAAAUAUGGGUACGCAAGGAAUACCUGGUGAGAUGGGGCCCCACGGUCCACCAGGUGAUCCAGGUUUUAGAGGCCCACCAGGUAAACCAGGGUUCCAAGGAAGAGGUGGCAUGUCAGCUCUUCCAGGUUUUAGAGGAGAUCAAGGACCAUCAGGUUUUCCAGGUCUUGCAGGCUUGGAGGGUGAACCAGGCCAUCCAGGUAACCCUGGGAUACCAGGUAUGCCAGGUCGCAGUGUUAACAUUGGGUACCUUCUGGUGAAGCAUAGCCAGUCUGAGCAGGAGCCAAUGUGCCCAGUUGGUAUGAACAAACUCUGGAGUGGCUACAGUCUACUGUAUUUUGAAGGACAGGAAAAAGCACAUAACCAGGACCUUGGGCUGGCUGGAUCCUGUUUGGCUCGUUUUAGUACCAUGCCUUUCCUCUACUGUAACCCUGGGGACAUCUGUUAUUAUGCAAACCGAAAUGAUAAAUCCUACUGGCUCUCAACCACAGCACCUCUUCCAAUGAUGCCUGUGGCAGAAGAAGAAAUUAGACCAUAUAUCAGUCGUUGUUCCGUCUGUGAAGCCCCAGCUGUUGCAAUUGCUGUCCAUAGUCAAGAUGUUUCUAUUCCACACUGUCCUGAAGGGUGGCGCAGUUUAUGGAUUGGAUAUUCCUUCCUCAUGCACACUGGAGCUGGUGAUGAAGGCGGCGGACAGUCACUGGUUUCUCCUGGGAGCUGUCUGGAAGACUUCAGAGCUACUCCUUUCAUUGAAUGCAAUGGUGCCCGAGGAACCUGCCACUACUAUGCAAACAAGUAUAGCUUCUGGCUUACCACUAUUAACCAGCAAUUCCAGAGCUUGCCCUCAGCAGAUACACUCAAGGCAGGUCUCAUCCGAACUCAUAUCAGCAGAUGUCAAGUCUGCAUGAAAAAUUUGUAAAAUAUAUAAUAUAUCCCUAGUAGUAAAAGGAAAAUGUUUCUACAGUGUUCUAGACCUAUCACAUUGGUGCUUAUUUAACUUAUUACCUCAAAAGCUGAAUGAAAAGUUUAUAAGUGUCUGUAAAAGCACAAAGGCUUAUACCAAAUGCUGGCUGCUUCUCCUACCAUACAGUAUAUUUUGCUAGUCUAACACCAUGUUAUUUGCUAAUUGAGUCAAAUACUCAACCUUGAAACACCACAAAACCAUCCAGUUACUAAUCUAACAAUUCUCUUGGGCAGAUCUGUUCUCUAACAUGUUUAAUGUAAACAUUCUAUUAAAUGUACUUCUUGUCUUAGUUUAUUGUUAACAGGUGUAGUUCAUAUUAAUUAAGUGGUGACAUACAACAGUAAAACAUAAGUGCUAGCACAGCAGUGGGCUAACCUUUGGGAAGUACUCAUAGAUCUGAGCCCCAAGCCCAGCCUUUGAACUUACCUUUUACUGUAAUAAGAGUUUAUACCUGGGCACUUACAAUGGAAAGACAGGUUGGUUUAAACUCCCCAUGCCUUUGCCAUGCUUUUUGUCCUACCACUUUCACCACCAGAGAGUUUAUAAACAUUGUGAAUUAGCUCAGGUAGCCACAUUUAGUGUUACUCUCUUCUUCUUGCAAUGAGAACAGUUCAUUACCAAUGGCAGCAUGUUACUUCACAAACUUAUCACAUUUUUCCAGCUAUACCCCACAUCACAGGAUAACUACAGUGGGUCCUUGCUCCUUUCUGUUGUGUGGCACUGAAUAAAUGCCCACUAGACACAUGGGCCCACAAGAGGGAGAGAGCAUCAUACUUUCUUCCUUUAACAACCAUGCCAUGUACUUAAUAACACUGUGUGGUUAGGGCUUCAUAUGAAUUUGGUUAUACAGUUGUGGAGCAGGCACUAUACAACAUACUGCCCUGAAAAAUCCAUGCUAUGUGCACAGAUUUCCCAGCUGAAGAAGUUAUUACAGGGGUAGGCAACCUAUGGCAUGUGUGCCAAAGGCGGCACAUGAGCUGAUUUUCAGUGACACUCUCAUUGCCUGGGUCCUGGCCACCAGUCCAGGGGGCUCUGCAUUUUAAUUUAAUUUUAAA
Messenger RNA from Mauremys mutica (yellowpond turtle), 6549 nucleotides. RefSeq names its product collagen type IV alpha 2 chain (gene COL4A2). The record is from RefSeq and is a predicted model, not a curated record. Gene Ontology annotation, molecular function: extracellular matrix structural constituent. Lineage: Eukaryota; Metazoa; Chordata; Testudines; Geoemydidae. Gene Ontology annotation, cellular component: collagen trimer; basement membrane. The transcript is spliced from 48 exons. The coding region runs from base 296 to 5449 and encodes 1717 amino acids.